UCAUCUGCAUUCACCUGCGGACUUCACUGCCCUGUCCUGAAACCUGCGGGGUCAUGAUUUCUCUCCAGCCAGCUCUCCAGGCCUUGGGCCUCCCCUUCUGCUGCAUGAGAUAAAAAUCUGCUGCAGGAAGCACGAAGGGUUGGAGGGUCAGAAGAUGGGGCCCAUGAACACGUCACCGAGUAGUCACAGGGGUUCUGAGCAAUGGGGUCAUGGUGUUGCCCACAUGGCAGAGGGGUUCCUCCCGCCUCUGCCUCCAGAAUGGAUCGGGAGCCCCUGCAGACACCUUGCCAGCAUUGGGCACCCCGCAGAGCCGUCAGGUCUUCUGCCCGCUAGGCUGAGCACAGGAUAACCCUGCCCUGGGCAGCAGCCCUGGCUGUGGGUGGCCCACAGGGACCUGCAGGGUGAGCUUGGAUGCUGUAUGUGAGCGUCACCCACGCGCCCUGAGCUCACCCCUGAUGGCGACAGCUCGGGUUCUGGGCAUCACCGCCAGGACUGCUCGUUGCUCAAUUCUGUCUGGCAGACACGGCUGGCAGGGGAAGCGGCUGUCUCUUCUGGUGAGGCAUCGCCGGGGGCCCCACGACCACAAGGUGUACAGUGUCCAUGUCCCCCCAGCACUGCCCAGAGCCUACCUAUUUCUCAACCCCGCCAGCACUCACCUUACCCCACCGCACCCCACCAGCUGGCAUGGAAGGAUGUGGGGCCAGUGGAGAUGGCACUGGGGCCAUCUGGGGUCUGCAGGGCUGUGGCAGGGGAGCCAGGUGGGGACAAGGGGCCAGGUCAGAGGUCACUCCUGAGUCCUGUCCUGUGGGGAGUGAUAUCUGCCAUUGCUACCCGAGCUCCGAAUUUCUUUCUGCUGUCCCCUGCCGGUCCCUCACCCGUCCCUGCAGGCCUCCUGAGGGGAGAGUGAAGCCAGAGCCUGGACGACGCGUGGCUUGGUCACCAGAGGCUCCCUGCUCCCCCUGGGUGCUCGGGAGGUGCUGGCCUCUCGGGCUGUUUCCACAGGCGAACAGGAAAGUGCGCAGCAUGCUGAGCCCUGUCUGAGACUCGCCCAGGACUUCCUAAAGUGUGCUCCAGCGUCCUCAGCUACCACUUGGCUGGUGCUCUUUUGAUAAAGGAGUACACGUAUGCACAAGCGCUGACACCCUGACACGCGCGACAUUGAGCAAGUCGGUCACUGCUCUCAGGAAUGAUUCACCACAUUCAUUGGUGACCUAUGAGAUAUGGAGCAAACCCUGGGAAGAGGGGUGAUCCCCAAACCGGGCAGAGGUCCCCCAGCUCCUGGCCAAGUGGGGCCCAGAAAGGGAUGGGGCCCAGUACCACAGUGUGGCGCACCCUAAGCUGAGCAACCCCCGUGGCUGCACCACCAAAGCUUUCCUUGGCCCUGGAGGAGCAGCUGCAGGCUCAGAAGGGCAGCCGGCCGGGCCUGACCCGGGAGGAAUUCGACUCUGCCCUGUGCCCCGGCUGCUGCAGGAGCCAGGAGGGCAGUCCCUUGCCCCCAAAGCAGCGUGCCCAGGUUAAUGAUUGGCCCCGCCAGGGCCCGGUCAGGCUGUUUUUGUGUGUCGCUGUUUUGCUAUUUUACGUAAAUCACCCUGAACACGUUUGCAUCAACCUCCCGAUGAUGCACCUUUGAUCAAUAGAAUUUAGACAAAAGUGGCUUUUGAGUCCAAAGAUCAGGGCUGGGUUGGCCUGCAGACUGGCUGCAGGGCAUAUAAAACGGGCAAGGCGCGGGCCGAGAGCAGAGCGCUGGCUUCGCAGCCGCAGUCCCGACGUCCCUGGCUAUCGGAGGCUCUGGGCCCAGGAUGGAGCUCGGGAUGAAUGUGCUGCACGACUUUGGGAUCCAAUCCACGCGCUACCUGCAGGUGACUUACCAGGACUCGCAGGACUGGUUCAUCCUGGUGUCCGUGCUUGCCGACCUCAGGAACGCCUUCUACGUCCUCUUCCCCAUCUGGUUCCACCUGCAGGAGGCCGUGGGCAUCAGGCUGCUCUGGGUGGCCGUGAUUGGAGACUGGCUCAACCUCGUUUUCAAGUGGAUCCUCUUCGGACAUCGCCCGUACUGGUGGGUCCGGGACACAGACUACUACGACAACACCUCAGCGCCACUGAUUAAACAGUUCCCGGUCACCUGCGAGACAGGACCAGGGAGUCCUUCCGGCCAUGCUAUGGGCUCAGCAGGUGUGUACUACGUGAUGGUCACCUCGAUCCUCGCUAGCUUUCAGGGAAAGAAAACACCAACCUACAGAUUUCGGUGCCUGAGCGUCAUUCUGUGGUUGGUGUUCUGGGCCGUGCAGCUGAAUGUGUGUCUGUCCCGGAUCUACCUCGCUGCUCACUUCCCGCACCAGGUUGUCGCCGGAGUCAUGUCAGGCAUCGCCGUUGCGGAAACCUCCCGCCGCGUGCGCGGCAUCUACGACGCCAGCCUCCGGAAGUACGUGCUGGUCACCGGCUUCCUGUUCGCCUUCGCCGUGGGCUUCUACCUGCUGCUCGGGGCGCUGGGCGUGGACCUGCUGUGGACGCUGGAGAAGGCCCGGCGGUGGUGCGAGCGGCCCGAGUGGGUGCACAUCGACACCACGCCCUUCGCCAGCCUGCUCAAGAACCUGGGGACGCUGCUGGGGCUGGGGCUGGCCCUGCACUCGGGCCUGUACCGCCGCGGCUGCCGCGGCCCGCUCCGGGGGCGCCUCUCCUUCCGCCUGGGCUGCAUCGGGGCCUCGCUCGUGCUCCUGCACCUCUUCGACAGCCUGAGGCCCCCGGCCCGGGUUGAGCUGGUCUUCUACGUGCUGUCUUUCUGCAAGAGCGCCGCGGUGCCCCUGGCGUCCGUCGGCCUCAUCCCCUACUGCCUGGCCCGGCUGUUGGGCGGGACGCACGGGAAGGCGCUGUGAGGUGCUGGGGUCCGCGGAGCCGAGCCCGCCACCGCCAGGCCCGGGACCGAGGCUUCCUGCCGGGCCGAGGCGCGAAUCGGCUGGGGUCGCCUCUGCCAGCUCUGCGAUUCCCAUCACGCUGGGUGGUGGUUUUCAGAAACUGACCAGGCCGGCGUGGGAAGCCUGGGCCGUCCAAAGUUGCAGCCUCCUCGAUGUCCCCUGAGAAUUUUUCCUGUUCUCCCGCCCGGUGGGCACAGUAAGACCUCCAGGUUGGGGAGCUCACGAGCCCAGGAGCCCAGGACGGAGACCAGACCUGAGACUCUCCUGCUGUGCCGUCCUCACUCCCAAAGGAGAAAAGCUCACUGGAUUUGCUAGGAAGGGGAGGCUGGGCCAAGGAGGAUUUGCAGCACCUUGCUCAUAACUGCUGGACGCCAAGCGGUGUCUAAACGGCGUCGGUGAUAAUCGGAUCCUUAGACGUGGUGCUGUCCAUGAUGUAGACCCCCGGGGCGUGGUGCUGCGUGCCUGCCAUCCCAGCUCUUGGGAGCUGAAGCAGGAGGAUGCGAGUGUGAAUCGAACCUGUGCAACCUAGCAGCUGAGACAGAACUUGUCUUAAAAUAAAAAGGGCUGGGGCUGUA
Octodon degus (degu) is the source of this 3487-nucleotide messenger RNA. It is a transcript of the gene G6pc1, whose product is annotated as glucose-6-phosphatase catalytic subunit. Gene Ontology annotation, biological process: gluconeogenesis; glucose 6-phosphate metabolic process. Gene Ontology annotation, cellular component: membrane. The transcript has 5 exons. NCBI's taxonomy places the organism in Eukaryota, Metazoa, Chordata, Mammalia, Rodentia, Octodontidae. The coding region runs from base 1800 to 2873 and encodes 357 amino acids. Gene Ontology annotation, molecular function: glucose-6-phosphatase activity. The record is from RefSeq and is a predicted model, not a curated record.